AUGGAAAUAGUAACACUCCAAUUCGGAAACUUGACUAACCAUGUAAUGACUCACUACUGGAACAUCCAAGAUGAGAAGUUGAAAAAUCCCGAGAUCCAGCCAAGUACCGAGAUGUAUGAACUUGAUCAUAAAGAAGGAUACUACCCAUUCACAAUAUUUUUUGACAGAAAGGACAUGUUUGGGAACUAUUUUGGUUGCUUCAAUGAAGAAAGAAUUGAUCCUCUAGAGGCUCAGGACGAUAUAAUAAACCAAUGGCAGGGAGGAUAUAUUGUAAAUGAGCAGGACUACAUUGAAAAAUCAGAAUUUGCAAAUGCCUUAGAUGGUAUCGAUGAAGAAAUCGAGGCAGAGAAACAUCGUAAACAACAAGAGCAAGAAGAGCAAGAGAGAUAUUCCUCGAUGCUAUUGAAUAAGGCAUCAAGCGAUAAUCGUCAGAAUAUGUUCGCGGAAUUCUUGAAAGCUAGCAUGCAACAUGAGGAAGAGGACAAAAAGCAAGAAGAAGCUAAAGAAGAGUCUAAAGAGCCAGAGAAAUGAGAAGAUUUAUACAGAAAAUUCAAGUUUGAUGAAGGAAAUGUCAGAUACUUUACUGAUUACUUACAACCCCAACUUAGCCCGAAGAGCAGAAUUGAAAUUCCAUAUCAUCAAGGAAGCUGGUCCAUUUUUAGCGAAGGAGGAUUGAUGCUUCAGGACAAGUAUCUCCUUGAAGAUGUGACAGAUCAGUUUAGAAACAUGCUUGAGAAAACAGACAAUAUGCAGGCUCUUCGAGUCCUUGCAGAUAUUGACUGAGGAUUCGGAUCUUUUGCUGCAAAAUAUAUCGAAGAAAUUAAAGAUGAAAUUCCAAAGAAAACAAUUGUUCUCUACAGUUUAACUGGUCCUGAUGUAAACACAAACAUGUUUACUGACGAAAGACAAUCAAUUACAAAAGAACUUAGAAGUUAUAACCUUCCAUUUGCUGUUGCCUCAUUUAACGAAUUGGUAAAUGCAAAUAUUCCUAUUGAUCUGAAUUACCAAGGACAAAUUAAAAGAUUCGGAGAAUAUAUCACAGAUUUCAAAGGAGACUCUCUGUUUAAUACUAGUUCGAUCCCAGCCUUAGCUUUGAAUGAUUUCUGGGCACCUCUUAGAAGUAGAAAGCCAGCUCAUACUGUUGAUACUAUUCUCAAUCCUUUGGUCAUGUUUGAUAAAGCAAAUAUAAUCUUGAACAACAUUAAAGUUCCGUUUAUUAAAGAACCAGAGUUUAGUGGAGGAAUCAAUAAAAUGUUCGAAGAAAACCAACUUGAAGAAUGAUGGACAAAGAAAGAGUUCAUUCAUUUAUCGUCUCCAUUUUGGGGACCCCUCCAAAAAUCAAAGCCUUAUCAUAUCCAAAUGAAUUGGAGUGGAUCUGUCCAUAACAAGUUUGGACAUGCAAAAGUUUUAGACCAAGCAAGGGAUUACUGAAAUGAAAAAUUUGGAUGAUACAAUAUUAAUCUGAUUGAGGAAAGAACUUUGCUACCAAUACCAUUUCCAAGAUUUUUAUCACCUAAAUUUAACUGUAAUGGAGAAUUGGCUCACAAAGAUACUAAAGAAUUUAUGAACAACAUCAGCACUCUAUCUUCUCUUUACUGCACCGGAGAUAUUGGAAUGAUAAUCGAAAAUGUGUUCCUAAAAACAGUUAAAAACAUUCCUUAUAAGCACAGACAACAAUUUAUAAAAGAGGAUUAUAUGGAAGAAGAUGAUCUCAUUGAAACAAGAGAGAAGAUGCAAAACAUAGCAGAUGCAUAUAUGGAUUAAAGUCAGCAUAAACACAAUAACUAAGUAUAAUUUCAAUUAUCUAUA
Messenger RNA from Moneuplotes crassus, 1809 nucleotides. NCBI's taxonomy places the organism in Eukaryota, Ciliophora, Spirotrichea, Euplotida, Euplotidae. The record is from the annotation of a GenBank genome assembly.